CAAGCAAACCCCGUCCCCCUCCCGAUCCAGGACGCGAAGUUCGAGUCGAACCCGCGACCACCGCUCUGCUGCUCUCCGGCGAUUCGUUCCGCAGAGAAGCUGAAAUUUCCUUCCGCAUUGAUCUUCCAAUCGCUCUGUGGGUUCAUCUCGUGUUCUCUUUCCGCCUGAAUCUCCGAGAACCCCACUUCCAGUUCUGUGAAGGCGUUCAGGUUUGCGAAGGAUAAGGCUAGCGUUCCAUUUUUUUUCCUUUUGUUCUCGGCGGCAACAUGUACGCGGAUAGGUUGCUGGCUGCUGGGAGUAAGCGGUCCGUGAAGGAGCGACUUAACGAAGAUUUUGACGAUAGAGUCUCUCUUGGCAGGCAGUCUAAUCCUAAAAGGCAGCGUCAAGAUGAUGAAAAGUGGAAACAUGAUUUAUACGAGGAUGGGGAACUGCCCCGAGUUUCAAAUCCCAAGUUAGGGGCAAAAGACCUACGAUUAAAGCUCCAGAGAAGGGUUUCAACGAAUGCAUCUGCUUCAGGAAAUGUUUCUCAGUCAAGAGAUCUUCGAGAAAAGUUGUCAGGUAUAAUGCAUUCUCAACCACUGGACAAUGACGUGCCAAAGAACAGGACACUAUCAGACACCAAACUUGUGAAAAGAAGUUCUCCAGCAGCUGCCAUAACUGAGAAGAAGGCUGACAAUCCUCCUACUGUGAAAAAUACUAAGCAGAAGUCUGAAUCAUCAGUGGCUGCUCUGCUGAAGUCUUUGGACUUGGAGAAGUAUUUGAUUACGUUUCAAGCGGAGGAAAUUGACAUGGCUGCUCUUGUGCACAUGAGUGAUGAGGAUCUCAAAGCAUUGGGAAUUCCGAUGGGACCAAGGAAGAAAAUACAUUUGGCUUUGAAAUCCAGACGACAUAAUUGAAGCUAUCUCCUCCCUAUCUCAUUGUUGCCUAAGUUGAUUGUAAACAACAUCAUCCUUUUGAAGGAGCCUACUAACAGACGAGGAAGAUGAACCAGGAACAUAUUUUCUGACAUUUGAAGAUUUCUGGAAGUUGUAUUCUAAUCGUAGAAGCACACUGGGUUCUGGUGCACCGAUGCCAUCGACACUUUUCACCAGACACUUCUUUCUAGUCUUGGUUUACGCUGAACAGUUUCAAAAAGUUUUCUUUACUUGGAAUUAUAAAAAGGAAUAUGUAUUAAGCAUGGUCAUUAUAUUUAAUGUGUCUUCUCUUUUCUCGAUCUAUU
Molecule: messenger RNA, 1219 nt
Organism: Nymphaea colorata (pocket water lily)
Lineage: Eukaryota; Viridiplantae; Streptophyta; Magnoliopsida; Nymphaeales; Nymphaeaceae
Exons: 8
Coding region: 267-896 (209 amino acids)
Molecular function (GO): protein binding
Source: RefSeq, a predicted model, not a curated record